This is a messenger RNA of Drosophila sulfurigaster albostrigata, 998 nucleotides long. RefSeq names its product pyrroline-5-carboxylate reductase 2 (gene P5cr). Gene Ontology annotation, biological process: L-proline biosynthetic process. The transcript is spliced from 2 exons. Gene Ontology annotation, molecular function: pyrroline-5-carboxylate reductase activity. NCBI's taxonomy places the organism in Eukaryota, Metazoa, Arthropoda, Insecta, Diptera, Drosophilidae. The record is from RefSeq and is a predicted model, not a curated record. The coding region runs from base 44 to 886 and encodes 280 amino acids.
ACUUUUCGCUCAGUCAGUUGUUGUGCAAACCCGGCGAAGUGAUAUGGCAAAAUUGGAUGAGCGCAUUGGUUUCAUUGGAGGCGGCAACAUGGCCUUCUCCAUUGGCUCGGGCCUCAUCCGCGGUGGCAUCGUGAAGCCCAGCCAGGUGUUGGCCUCUGGCCCUCACCUCGAGAAUCUCUCGCGCUGGCGAGAAUUGGGAGCAGUGACAACAGACGACAAUUGCGAGGUGCUCGAACACACUGACAUUAUCUUCAUUUGUGUUAAGCCCCAUAUGCUGGCACCUUGCACCACACAGCUCAAAUACAAACACGUUCCUUCUGCCAAGGAUGCCAGCAAACUGUUUGUCUCGGUGCUCGCGGGAACAACGCUGGCCACGCUGGAGGAGAAGUUUGCUUUUAUGGACAGCGCGAGUCUGAAGAUGAUACGCAGUAUGCCCAACACAUCGAUGCAGGUGGGCGAGGGUUGCACCGUCUACUGUGGCAACUCUCAUGUGCUGCACCACGAUCUGGAGAAGGUGCAUCUCAUGCUCAACUCCCUUGGGUUGGCCCAACAAGUGCCCGAGACGAUGAUCGACGCUGUCACUGGCAUUGCUGGCUGUGGACCUGCCUUUGUCUACACCAUGAUUGAGGCUCUGGCCGAUGGCGGUGUUAAACAAGGAGUUCCUCGCCAGAUGGCCAUCCAAUUCGCGGCACAAACACUCCUGGGAGCUGCCAAGACAGUGCUACUCACCGGCAAGCAUCCGGCUGUGCUGCGCGAUGAAGUUUGCUCGCCGGGCGGCUCCACCAUUGUGGGAGUGCACGAGCUCGAGAAGGGCAAUCUCAGAGCUACGCUUAUAAAUGCCGUGGAGAAGUCAUCGCAACGUUCAGCUGAGCUGGGCAAGAAAUGAGCUGAUUCCAUGGCGCAUAUUCCGACUCUCUAUACAUAGUUAUAAAAGAAACAGUUCCAUAAUUUUGUGUUGCAUUAAACGAUAUUACUAAAUAUAUAUGAAGCUUUAUCCA